CCAGGGGGGUGCGGCCUAAAGGACGUUCAUUUUGGGUGUGGAGUCAACUCGCGUUAUCCAGCGCCAAAUUCAAACUGGGAGAAAGAAAUAUUGUGUUCCAGAGCGAGAGAAAAGAAAAAGGCAACAAACAGACACCGCGCCUUGAGAUCCUCUGAGCAUGACGUCAUCGAUGAUGACCGGAUAUGGCAAGGCCAUGGUAGGGGUUUGGCGGGCACACACCGCCCUCGAGGAGUCUGAUGAGGCAGAGGGCUCUCCAGAAGCCCCCAGCCGCUUCCGCAAGCUCCGCUCCUCGUCCUCGCUCAACUCCCUGCGAAUGACUCUGAAGAAACGCCUUCCGCUGCGCUCCGUCCAGACCAACUCCCUCCCGGAGAACCCUACCUGGGAACCGGUGCAGGAGCCGACCAAACCGGGCACCAUGGGCAAGCUAGCCCGCGGUGCCCGCCAAUCUGUGGGCGGAGUCUACCAGCGGCUGCAGAGGAGCAGAGAAGCCAGGCAGGAGGAGUGUCUGGUGUCCACUCCCGGGCGAGUCGGAGAGCAUGAGGAGGGUACUCCAUCCACCUCUCGCACCCCUCAACGCACCCCGGGCCGACCUGUCACCCUGGUGGCAACACCAACCCCUCGCCGCACCCCCAGGGCUUGUGCCACACCGGGACGCACCCCUGCGUCCAGGCGGCGGUCGGCGAAAAAGGGCACGCCUAAGGCCGGCGAUGAGGCCCGCGGGGUGAGGCCCAGAGGAGGCCGGAGGCAGCUUGUGCGUAUGGCCGCUUUGAAGAGCCCCUUCGCCUCGCCCAACACGCAGAACCAGAGACGGAAGUUUGACCAGGACCUGGAGAGCGUGUCUAGUGGACUGAAGAGGCUCAAGCACCUUUCCAGGGCCUUCGACAGCUUCAUUGGGAGAGACGACAGGAAUUUCAACUAUUCCCAAAUGACCGAGUAGUAAUAAAGGACCAACGGCCUGGAGCGCGUGGGGGGAGCCGUGAUACGAAAGUUGGACCCGAACGGCAAACUGAGCCGCUCCAACCUGACCCGGCGCGCCACUAAGUUGUCGCACACGCUGGGAGAAUUGGCUCACACCACCGCCAGCAACAUCCGCAAAACCUAAACCCAACCGACAGCACCUCUUGCACUGUUUGAUUUCAUUUGUCCCAUUGACUUGGUAUGUUCACACGGGAAUUUUGUUGGACAUAAAGUCGGGUGUACGUUUAAAUCCGGUACCAUUUGUACUGUACUUUAGUCACUAUUGCAUUAUGUGUCUUGAGAGUCGUUAGUUGUGAGUUGGCGCUCUCGUUGUAGCUACAGUGGUCUGUUGUCAUAGCGACCCCGAGUGAAGGGAAGAUGGUGUGGGAGCUUUAUGGAUUUUAUGCGCUGUUCUGUCUAUCAGUGCACAUUUCCCUGUUACAUUGGAAUACCAACCAAAUGAAGUAGUUACUGAGUAUUGUUUGUUACAUUUAUUUUUCUAGAGUUGUUUACUGUUGCACUGAUUUUUAUAUCAAACCUACUUAGAGUUUAGUCACCAAGACCAAAAGUAUCUGUUAACUAACACGUUUACUACUCAUGGACAGAGAGGCUUUCCCUCUCCAUUUCAAUAUCCAAGACUAAUGAUGCCUUAUACGUUUCAGACACUAUUUGAUGUAUUCCUUAUAUUAUAGAAUGCAAAGACAUUUUUGUAGUUAUUAAGACUCUUUUUUUCACGUUGGACUAGUACACCUAUGAAAAAAUAAUGUAUGGGAAUGCUGUCAAUGCCCAGUCCAUAACGUGAUGUAAUGAUGCUGUGCAUGGCAGUUUUUAUGAUCAUGACUGAAUCCCUCCAAUUCCUAUUGUCAAGGGGGAUGGGAUCGACAAGCGUUUUUUAUAAUAGAUGUAUCAUGUGAAGCUUCACAAUAAAUGUUAUACCUUUUUAAA
Gadus morhua (Atlantic cod) is the source of this 1902-nucleotide messenger RNA. It is a transcript of the gene pimreg, whose product is annotated as PICALM interacting mitotic regulator. The record is from RefSeq and is a predicted model, not a curated record. Lineage: Eukaryota; Metazoa; Chordata; Actinopteri; Gadiformes; Gadidae. The transcript has 6 exons. The coding region runs from base 158 to 937 and encodes 259 amino acids.